GGUGGUGACUGGGGCGUAGUAGUAAGAGAGAGAGCUGCUGCCGAAGAAGAAGGCGAUUAAGAUGGCGGCUUGUGCCGCGCAGGGACUCUCCCCCCGCAGCCGGGCCCUGUAGAAGGAGGAAGCCGCGCACAGGUCACCCGUCCCCCUCAGCGCCCGGUCUUGCCCUCUCGUCUCCCGCCGCACACCCUCCCCGUGCAUCACCCGGGUCACUUCCCCACCGUGUUCCCCGCACAAUGGGGGUGCAGGGCUUCCAGGAGUUCCUGGAGAAGCGGUGCCCGGGAGCCGUGGUGCCCGUCGACCUGUUGAAGUUGGCCAGGACUGUGGCCCGGCAGCAGCACCGGGCGGGCAUGUCACCCGGGGGCUACCCGCCGGCCCCACCGCCUCCCCCGCCACAGCCCCCCUCCCCGGCGGCGCCCCCUCUCUGCCGGGUGCUGGUGGACGCGGACUCUGCCCUGCAGCGGCUCUAUGGAGGCUACCAGACGGACUGGGUGUGCGGGGGCCAGUGGAACGCCAUGCUGGGCUACUUGGCGGCUCUGUCCCAGGCCUGUCUCUACCAGGGCGGCCUGGAGCUGGUGGCCAUGUUCAACGGCACGCUGGCCAAGGAGAGGCUGCCCGAGUGGGCCCGCAGGGCGCAGGGGGAGCGGCAGACAGCCCAGCUCAUUGUCAGCCACGUUGGAAACAAGGGCACCCCGCCUCCCCGGGCCUGGUUCCUGCCGCCCGCUUGCCUGGCUCACUGCAUUCGCCUGGCCAUGAUCCGGUUCAGAGUGAAGGUGUUUCAGAGUUUGGAGGAUCAUCACCUGGAAGUGGUUUCCUUUUUUCGGGAGAAUGGGUUCCAUGGCCUCAUUGCUCAUGAUUCUGAGUACGCUUUGUGUAACAUUCCAUCUUACUACAGCUCUCAUGCUCUGAAGCUCAGCUGGAAUGGGAAGAAUCUCACCACCAACCAGUUUCUGAUGCAAGAGGUAGCCAAGCAGCUGGGCCUCAAGAUGAGCAACUUUCCCAUCUUCGCUGCCCUUUUGGGUAAUCAUAUUCUGCCUGACGAGGAUUUAGCCGCAUUUCAUUGGAGCUUGCUGGGUCCAGACCAUCCUCUCGCAACAUUAAAGGUGCGUGCCCACCAGCUUGUCCUGCCACCUUGUGAUGUGGUAAUAAAAGCCGUCUCUGAGUAUGUGGCAACGAUCAAAGAUGCCUCUAAUUUGGAUGCAGUGGGGAAGGAAAUAUUCCGAUACUCGCAGUCCAGGACAGAAGAUAAAAUCGAACGAUUUAAGAAAGCUGUGGAGUAUUAUUCGGUUGCAAACAAACAGCGUCCACCUCAGCUCAACACCUCUCCUUUUCUCAUUGCAGGGUAUGGGCCCAAUCAAUUUGGAGUUCCCCCUCUACCGCACAACCAGAUGGGAGGAGUGCAUGUUGGUAAGCCCAUGUUUGGACAUCAGAUGCCUGCAAAGCUACAUUAUCAGCACCACCCAUUUCCUCCUGGUCCCAACUCUGGUUUUGUAUUCCCUACUCACCACAUGGGUGAUUUGUCCCACUUCCACGAUGACAGUCUUUUAAAAGGGGGUCCAUUUUCUGGCUGGUCCAUGCCCUAUGACACGACUGCUUCCAAGUUCCACAAUCAUUUGACUUUGAAGCCUUCUCCAUCAUCUGGCCAUGAAUCGUCACCAUCCUCUUCCUCUGAUGAAGAUCAGAAUGGUGCCACAUCUAAUCAUGUUACAGAGGGACGACCGCAUAAGACUAACUGGGAGGAGCACUCCGGAGAAAAGGUUUCCCAGAACUGGGUCCAUCAGGGAGCUGGCGGAGAGCCUGCCCAAAAUCUGAGACACAAUGAGUCGCAGAUUCCAUCUUUGCUGUCCAUGGCCACUAGAAACCACAUGGAUAUCACCACCCCACCGCUGCCACCAGUGGCCCCUGAGGUUUUACGAGUGGCAGAGCAUAGACACCGUCGUGGUCUUAUGUAUCCAUACAUCUACCACGUACUCACAAAGGGCGAGAUUAAACUGCCUGUAUGCAUAGAGGAUGAGUGCAACACUGAUCUCCCUCCUGCUGCCAUUCUCUUCCGCCCAUCACGCCAGUACGUUUACGGAGUACUGUUUAGCUUGGCUGAGACUCAGAGGCGGCUGGAGCGGCUAGCCAUGCGCCGGCGCCUGCCUGUGGACGUUCCGCCAAUGAUAAUCAAGGAAUGGUCCGCCUACAAAGGGAAGUCUCCUCAGACUCCAGAGCUGGUGUCCGCCUUGACCUUCAGAGAAUGGACAUGUCCCAAUUUAAAGAAGCUAUGGCUUGGCAAAGCUGUAGAAGACAAGAACCGCAGAAUGAGAGCCUUCUUGGCAUGUAUGAAGUCGGACACUCCCAGCAUGCUAAACCCGGCCAACGUCCCGACUCACCUCCUCCUAAUGUGCUGCGUACUGCGGUACAUGAUGCAGUGGCCUGGAGGAAGGAUAUUACUUAGACAUGAGUUGGAUGCGUUCUUAGCACAAGCUGUUUCUGCGCAGCUAUAUGAGCCAGACCAACUGCAGGAGCUUAAGAUUGAAAAGCUGGAUGCCCGUGGUGUACAACUUGCUGCUCUCUUCAUGAAUGGGGUGGAUACUGCACUUUUUGCCAAUGAUGCCUGUGGACAGCCCGUCCCCUGGGAGCAUUGUUGCCCUUGGAUUUACUUUGAUGGGAAGCUGUUCCAGAGCAAGCUGAUCCGAGCAGGCCGGGAGAAAGUCCCUUUAAUUGAACUGUGUGACGGUCAGGGAGAACAGGCAGCCAAAGUGGAGAAGAUGAGACAGAGCAUCUUGGAGGGGAUUAAUCUAAAUCGCCAACCUCCUCCGCCACUUUUGCCUCCGCCUCCUUUCAUGCCUCCUAUGAUGCCACCAUUUUACCCUGUUCCACUCUAUCCCAGGGCCAUGGGUUCUAUGCCCCCUCCUCCUGGAAGAAACCGAGGUUUUUCAGGUGUUCAUCCCAUACCUCCACAAGGGGGCAAGCUGGAAAUUGCGGGUAUGGUUGUAGGUCAAUGGGCAGGCAGCAAACCUUCUCGCGGCCGGGGAGCUUUUGGCAUGCAGGUGGUCUCGGUUGGGGGUCCAGGAAAGGGACGUGGUAGAGAUCCUGCUGUUAAUAAUAAAGUGACAAAAAAUAACAAAAAAGUGAACAAACAGGGUUCCACAGACAGCCGCAGCCCAUCCCAUGUGAAUGGGACCAGUGGAAGUGCAGCUCCAGAGGAAGAAUCCAGCCCUCAAAGUGUACCAUGUGCCGUAUCCCGAGAGUGCACCGACCCUUGCAGCAACGGCAACACCUCUCACUUAACAGGAAUGAGCAGUGAAGAAGUGGACAAUUGCCAUGAUGACAAGCUGGGUCCAACAGCACUACAAAAGGAGGAGUGAGCAGAGCAGGGACAUGUAGGGCAAGCAUUGGAGGAGGAGAGUGUCGGAGGGAGGAACAGGGCCCAAAUAUGUAUCCCUCCACACCUAUAUUUACCUAAAAUCUUUAUGGUGCUGUGGUUGUUGAGUGAUUUCUAUGUCACCCCGGUCUAAUGUGUUUUUUUAUCCCCCCACACAACAAAAGGACCUUCUGUUCCUACCUAAAAUGUUAAUUUAGUGCGAUCUAAAAUUUGACACAAGCUGUCUUCUGUCUCCUUUAAAAAUUGCACAGUAUGGAGACAGUGGUUGCCUUAUGGUUUUAUAUACGUUUCAAGGCUGCUAACUGUCUCUGGUGAUCUACAGACUUACCUGGAGACCACGAAGGGGGGCAGAAUGGCCAAGGAUAGAUAAUGCCUCACCUUCGCCCCGUUAUGAUUGACAUGUAGGGCUGUGCUCUGCUCCCUAAUGAGGUCUAGCCAGUAUUAGGCAAUACCACUGGGAUACUGAAGGUGCCAUGCCACGCGCUCACAUUUCUCUGUGCCUCCCAACUCUCUCCUCCUCCGACCCUCCCAAUGUGGAGUCCUGCCAGACUACCACAACCUGUAGAUAAUGUGGGACUUUUUGUCAAAAUUUUAUUAAUAUUAUUUUUUAUAUGUACAUAUAUCUAUAUAUAUAUAUAAAUAUAUAUAAAUAUAUAUAAAUAUGGCCUUUGUACAAAGAGGAAUUUCAGGAAAGAGACUGUCAUGGGCAGAUUUUUCCUGCCUUCGGAUAAGGUCAAGCCUGCGUUGUGCUGGGUCAUUUCAUUCGGUCCAGUUAGGAAGCUGAGGAACCUGCCUCCAUCUCCUUCGUAAAAUCCUGGCAACUCUGACCAUGUAAUGCCGCUGACACUGUGCCGCCUUCGACGGCUCCUCCCGCAGAAGGCCCGCGCAGUCCCAAUCUGCGGCAUUGCAGUACAUGGCUACAUAUGCCUUUGUUCUAGUAAGCCCCUGUAAAAUAGCAACAGGGCAGCCUCUCUUCUCAAUCUGACUGAUGGCCACUAACGUGACGUAUGAAGGACAUGUUACCCAUUUGUAUUGUGUGCUUCUACUCAAAGGCAUUUUGUGUUUUAAUGAUGAUAGGAGCUGGGGAGGAAAAAAGGCCUAGUUAUCUAGAACUUGGUGUUUCCAGGACGAUCAAUUGAGAAAUGCUCUGUUGUGCCCCCUACUGGUAACAAAUGGAUUACCCAUUGCUGAAGAGGAGCUCACCACACACUGCUUGACGCCAUGGAGGUCAAACCUCAGUUUUGAUGAAGGUGUAAUGUGAAAGAUUGUAUGUGCAUAAUAUGUUAUCCCGUGGUACAAGCCACGGAUACAUGCUGAGAACGGAUCUAGAACUUGUCUAACAAGGCUCACUGUGUAUAUUGUGAAUAUGCAUACGUUUGUGCACAGACUUUAUGUACAGAGAGAGGCAGAGAGAGAUCUAUUUAUGUAACCUAGAAAUCUAUAUUUAGGUAAAAGCCACAUUUGCAUCCUGAGCAGAACCAGUAUUCCUCGAGAACGCUGCCGCUGCUGGGGGGAGGUUUGUGGUGAUUCUGAACUGUACUCCGGACGUGUAACUCGCUACAACAGGAGAGGGCAGAUUUAGCUCUCAUGUCCAGCGCUCCAUUUGGAAACCUCGCUUGACGCCCACCUCUCCGAAACUUAACGAUAAUGAGAAAACUUAUUUGUGAUCUGUUUUUUUUUUUUUUUGCCGAACAAAUACCCAAACACCCAUCGGCCUUUUCUUUGUUUGAGGGGCUUGCAGUGUGUCACAAUGCACCUGUCUCUACAGCUGUAGGGAAAUAACCCAUUUUUAUUUUAAGUUCUACCCACCCUAGUAACCUUAGAAAAUAAACCUAGUUACUAAGUAGAAUGCAAAUGCAAAACGAUAUAUAUAUGUUUGGGCCUUUGAUUCUAUUUCCUGUUAGUAGACACUGAUUGACUACAUGUGCAAAGUCUACUUUUGUUUUUUCAUUUUGGAUCAAUUUGGAAUCUGUAUAAAAGACCCAAGAGUGUACAAUGUAUUUUACAUUUAUCACAGUUUAAUAUGCUAUAACUAAAUAUUCCCGCUGUGGCUCUCACAAACAUUAAUGGUUUUUAGGUAUCUAUACAUUUCUUACACCAGUGGUUCCCAAACUUUCUUGAAUCACGGCGCCCUAGAGUAUCAUCAUUAUUUUCAUGGCACCCCUUGGAUACGUUUUUUUAUUGAUACAUUUGGAUUUUUUUUUUUUCUUAAAUUAAGUAAAUUGUACCUUCCUAUCAUCUUUAUGGUCCGUUAUGUGGUGGUGUACAGUUGUGCUUCUGUUUGUCCACAUAUUUUAUGAUUGACAUUCUUCAACACUGGUUUAGCUAUGACUUUUACCAUCAAUAAUUUGAUUUGGUCCUAGAACACCAAACCCAAGGCACCCCUGCAAGAACCUUGCGGCACCCACACAGUUUGGGAACCACUGUCUUAAACCAUAAGACUCUUUGCAUACCCUGUGUAGCUGCAAUCUGAAGGAUUAGUGUUGCAGUUGACCAAAGGGUAGGCAGCCUGCGUUCCUGAAUCUAUAGGUGAAUAUUGGCGGGCAUCCUGCUUUUACAUUUAAGCAAUCUCUUUAAAGCGGGUACAUCGCAGAUAAUGCCAGCUUGUGCAUCCUAGUCGGUGAUGGCACCAGUCCCUGAUGAAAUUGUAGGCUCUGUUUUCAAGAACACUGGUUUAAGAUUACAAAAUGGGAAACGGGUAGCAUCCAUUCUACAUAGGUGACGGGUGCACUUUAAUGAAAGGGAUUGCCUGUUCUGAUAUUUAAAGGAGAAAAACAACUGCCUUCACCGAGUUCUUUAACUUAAAGGAUACAUGGACUCAGCCUACUUUGCCCCUCUGUCUCGGCAGCUUGGACAGAUGAAACCUGCAGUAAGUUUUUGUUUCCCUCCAUAUUCAUCCUGCAAUUCCCUGCAUAGCCCAUUACCACAAGCAUAUAUAUAUCAUAUGGUCCCUUUUGAAAACAUUAUCCUCCAAGCAGCACAGUUGAAGCAGUGGGGCAACGCUGGCGGAAAGUCCCAAGUUCUUUAAUCUGUUUCCGGCUCAUGUUUUGUGUCCGACAGGUUGCUUACCAUUUUAUAGUCUUGGAGAUGAUAUUCAUUGCAGUACCUAUAAAUCUUUGAACAGUCUGGUUUAGAUCUCCAUACUCUGGUCAUUGCAACAUCUUUUCCCUCUUAUGAGUUUAGAAGUUCUCUGUUCACUCUUGAACGUUUUCUGACUAUGUAGCUGCUCAUUGAACAACCCUUUUAUGGAAUGAAUGAUUUCUGUGUAAAUACACAGAGAGAGGUCAUGUAGACAAGCACCAUUGAGGCAAGAGUUCCUUUGGUAGUCCACUCACUUAAGUGCGGUUGCCCUCACUCGUGGGUAGUGGCUUGGAAAGAAAUUGUGUAUCCGCAACAGUGGGGUAUACUGCAAUGUGUCACUCUUUCAUUAUUUUGUAGUAGUGUUAAGAGUUCUCCAUUCCAUUUGUUGCUAAGCGAUAACAUUUCAGAGGGAACUGAUAAAAAUCCGGUUGUGUCCGUUUAAUAUGUGAACUCUGCUUUCGGGUAGCUGAAUGUUUUACAGUGCUUCUGUAGAGGUAAAUUAUUCUAUGAGCAGCUAGAUAUAAAUCUUAUUAUCUAGUAGACUCCAUGGGAGGAAUUCAGUUGUUUGAAAAAUCGGUUGGGUGUCUGUUUUUUCCUGUCUAAUAGACAGGAAAAAAAGUCAGACACCCAACUGACUUUUCAAACAAUUGAGUACCCCCCUAUAAGCAUUUUCAGUAACGCUCACAGGAUUUGGCAACAGUUUUGCAAGGAUUUUUCUCUAUAAACCCCAUUUGGGAGCCAGCCACAUCACCAAAAACAUAUGGUUUGUCUUUGAAACAAAUGACAUAUUUUGCUACAGAUUAUCGCUUGUAGCAAUAAAGACUAAUAAAAAAAAAUUAGAUAGUGAUUUGUUCCCUCCUUCCUGUAUUGACUAGCAGUAAUCUCAUGGUGAGUAUUUCCAGCGCAGAGCUGGUUUAAUGUUAUUGCAAUGUUGUGGCUCAAACAUCGGCCAUUUUAUAAUUGCAUUUAGUGUUUUUUUUUUGUCUUAAUCCAAACUUUCUACAAAAGAAGCGAGGUAAUGUUACAACAGUUUCGCUAACCUCCAAUAUAAUCGCAGCUGAACAGGUUUGGCAAUCCCGGUUCCCGCUUGGUACCGGAUAGGUAAUGGUGGGAGCCAGACCAGCCUUUUCUCUUCUGAUGAUGGCAUCAAUUGAUGCCCCGCUGCUUGGAACUUUUCUUUGAUAAUCUUUAUCAAACAUGUCCUGGGAACGUUUAAUCCAGGAAUGGAGACAUAAAUCCCCCUCUGUUUACGCUUAGGCCACCAGAUGGACUUGAGUUCUUCCUCUUGAAGAAUUCCUUUUUAAAGCGCCCUGUAAUUGGGCCCAUUUUCAUACCACAGUCAUCCUGGCUAACAGAGGGCAAAUAUUCUUGUUCAUAAGGGGGGAACCUGUCCUGAUAUUUGGCAGGGGGAAAACAGUCAGUUCCCACCCAAGGUAUCAACUUGUGAUAUUUUUAAUAUAUUUUUAUUUUGUAAGCAGUUGCAAAUGAAUACCUUUCUGUGGGUUUUAUCAUUUUCUAUCUCUUACUGCAUUUCACAACUGAAACUAAUUUUAAUCACACCUGAGCAUCCACUUAAUUAUCCACUAUUAAUUGCAGUAUUGAUUUAAUCUCUUUUUGGGUUGUAUUACAGCAUACACCUUUUUAUGCAUAUUUUUUUUUUUUGGUUGGGGGGGGAGGGGUGUUCAAUACACUAUUUAGCUGGUGAGAAGUGAUUAAAAAGAACCUCUCUUACCAAGGCAUGUUUAAAUAUUUUCACUAACCAUAAUCUAUGAUGUUGAUUUAAAGUAAUUGCUAAUCUCAUUUAUUCCACGUAAUUGUUUAAAGCACAUUUUCCUGCUACCUUUCUGACGUGAAAUAUGUGGUCUUUCGGUUUUAUUUUAUAAUAUGUUUUGUGUUUUGUUUGCGAUCAAGGAAUGCAGAUCAGGGUGGCACAUGUCUAAAAAGGAAUCAAACGUUUCUUUUUAUUUCUUUUUUUGGAGUUUUUCUUCACAAAAAUCCUUGUUUGAUUUCAGAAAGACACUUCUAGCAGGAAAUGCUGGUUUAAACCAAUUAAGAACACGUACAGUAGCAUAGAAUGGGUUAUUCGUAACCAUUUCCGUCUCUGUUUGCAAUGUUAAACUACCCAGCUAGGUUUUACUUUGGUGUUAAUGGGUACGGUAGGUGGGUGGGCGGGCAGUUAUUCUUAAUGUAGCACUGUUCUUUAUUAUACAUCUAUAGCUUAAAUUGACUAUGGUAGGUUCCCAAGAACUACUGUGAUCUAUAUGACGCCAGACUGGUAUGGCUCAAGACCUGAGCCUGUUGGGGACGGUAGGAUGUCUUGUGAACAGUAGCUGUGUAUAUUGCCUUGUUCUUUGCAUUGUGCACAGUUUCACAUGGCAUUACAAGGUACAUCCGUGACACUGUUACCUGAUGUUACACAGCAGUGCAGUACUUUGAUUUACAGUACCAGAGACAAGUAACCAAUCCCAGUAUUCUGGGGCCAUCCAUACCUUCUAUGACAACUCCGCUUAGAUUCACAAUUAUGUUAUGCAUAGGCCUUUCCCCUUACUGCACUGUGAGUGACCAGUACACAUUAAACUUUGAUCUUCACAAUAGUUUGUUUUAGAGCCGUUUGUCUCCUCAUCCAAACACUUCUAUUGUGUUGUGCGUGGGGACUUCUAUUGUGUUGUGCUUGGGAAAGACUGUAGAGAGUAAUGCUGCCCACUUCCGGUAAUGUUUUUGCGAUUUGACACCCAACUCCUGAUCAUUUCACUUUUAUGACGUCUCGUGAAAGGGCAGCCGUUAAUAUCCAUUAUUCUACUCUUUUAACCUUUUGUCACAUAUAUCUUUUUCUUUUUUUUUUUUAGUUGAUGAUUUGUUUAAGGAUGGAACACAUCCUUGGAGAUAAUUCUAACACAAACUGCUGAAUCAGUGUGUCUUUUAAGAUUAUUUUUUUUGUGUCUUUUUAGAUGUUCUAAAAAUACAUAUAAACUAACAGAACAUUUUCUUAAGAUUUAAAUGUAAGAAACGUCAAUUUAAAAAAAAAACACAAAAAAUGUAAAAAAAAUUAAAAAAAUUCCUUGCACCUGAGUCCUUUUGGGUGUAAUCCUUACCCAUUCUGUAUCUGCUGCACAUGUAUUUGUGAUGAUAUGCUUCUUUUAUUCCUGGUUUAGUGGUAACUAAUUGCUAAUUACUUUUCAAGAAGAAACAAAACCUUUGAAAGGAAAUCUUGCUUACUUUCAAAGUGUAAGUAUAUAUUUUGUAAGCCCGCUCCCUGUUGAACCCAAUUAAUAUAAACUUCUGCUUUCUAUUUCAGGUUUCUUUAUUUAAGUUUUUAUUUUAGCUAGGUUAAUCUUACAUUGCGAUGAAUCUUUGUUAGUAAUUCAUGUUUAAUGGAUACUGUCUGUGUUAAUUACAAUGACAAAAAAAAAACAUGGCUUCUGGAUUAUAUUUUUUCCCCCUGUUAAUAAAUGCCCCUUAUGCUAGUCACCUGUUUAGUGGAUGGGUAAUGUGUAACUAUCUCCCACUUCCCAAAAUCUUCCCGUUCCUGUAAUUCCUACCCCCCAGCAUCUCCAUAGUUUUAUCAAUGUAAGUUAGAGCGGCUAAUCUCUGGGAAUGUCUGUCGUUGCUGAGAAGGUGAAUUUAUGAUGCAGAAUGUUUAGGAAUGCUUCAUGAAGGAGCUUGGUUUCCAGUUAGAAAGACUUACAAUGCUUAAUAAAGUCUAUUCUUUUAGUAAAA
Pseudophryne corroboree (corroboree frog) is the source of this 10165-nucleotide messenger RNA. RefSeq names its product family with sequence similarity 120 member C (gene FAM120C). The record is from RefSeq and is a predicted model, not a curated record. The coding region runs from base 234 to 3350 and encodes 1038 amino acids. The transcript has 16 exons. Gene Ontology annotation, cellular component: nucleus. NCBI's taxonomy places the organism in Eukaryota, Metazoa, Chordata, Amphibia, Anura, Myobatrachidae.